Messenger RNA from Rotaria socialis, 1521 nucleotides. Lineage: Eukaryota; Metazoa; Rotifera; Eurotatoria; Philodinida; Philodinidae. The record is from the annotation of a GenBank genome assembly.
AUGACGAUUCACGGAUUUCCUUUUGUCUUUUUAUUGCUACCCAUUGCUAUUGUGUAUGCUUUUCAUUUUCGUGGUGGAACCAUUGCACGACGCCCUUGGAAUAACAGUCAAACAACUGGUAACGUCCAACUCCUAGUACGUCAACGCUACUCGUGGCGUCGUGCGUCUUUUUACUGCGACGAUACAACUAUAGAUUCAGGAAAUCUUAUUGCAAAUGGUGCAAAUGUUUUUUGUGCGUCUGGUGCUUGGCUAGCAGCACUUGUUGUUGGAGGCGGUGGAAACUGGGCUGUUGUUUGUCGAAUCAAUGCGAUCGUUAGACCUGAUGGAUAUAUAAAUUCGAGUCUAUUGGCUACAACUCUUCCUGCCAUCUAUAAGGCGAUCAAUCAACAACAUGUUCAUGUUAUUCAAAUGUCUGAUAAUGAUCGAACUGAUACAUUGAAAUGUCGUUGGGCUACUUCAUCAGACAAUACAAAUUCAUAUGAUGAAUGUGCUGGCGUUUGCUCGGGUGUACCUGGUGCGGUUCUUUACACAAAUAAUUGUACAUUAGUAUUCACAUUACCUCUAAAUGUAUAUUAUACAGCAGUGACUGUUCAAAUCGAAGAUUAUUAUAGUAGUUCAUCAGCAAUGCCUAUGAGUUUUGUUCCACUUGUGUUUCUUUUCUAUGGUUAUACUACACCCAGUGGUUGUAGUGCUCCACCAAGCAUUGUCGGUGUCCGACCCAAUCGAUCUUGUGUUGGUACCCCGAUUGGAUCGACUGCCACUGAAUACGUCAUCGCACAAGUUGGUUGUAACAGAAAAACUAUCAUUAAUUUCACUUUUAGUUCCCCAAUUGGUAUGACUAAAGGUACCAUUCAAAAUCCAAGCACUGGUGUCUAUCAAAUCGUUCUAAGCUGGAUACCUGUCGCUGAUCAAUAUGGGUCGCAAGGCUUCUGUGCAGGAGCUGUUGACAGCACAAAUGUUCAAUCAGAACAAUGGUGUAUCACUUUUUUGGCUGGUUUUACAUCGCCUGAUAUAAUUCGGUCAACUGUUGUUCACGGUUCCGUUUCACUACUCGGCACUAUUUUUCAAAGCCAAACGGCCAUUUCAUUUCAAACCACAAAGUCAGUGGGACGUCCAACUCGUAAUGGUACGUAUAUUCAUUUUACAGAUCCUACUUCAAAUACACUUGUUCAAUCCUAUGGUUGUGGUUGGGCACCAGAAUUUACAUAUGCUGAGAUUACAGUUGUUAUUCGUUUUUCAAUUGCACCAUGGACUAUAGGACAUUCAUACUAUGUAGCAUUCGAUAGUGGUGUAGCUAGUGGAGCAGAAUUUUGUGUUAUCCUUUCAUCGACAACGACCACAACAACUACUUCACUUACAACAGGAACAGUGACAACCAGAGGUUUAUCAACUUCUACCGCCAAUACUCUCUUGACAACAACUGAUGUUAUUAUUAUCACCGGUGCAUCCACACAAACUACGACAACUUCAACUAGUGCACCUACUACUACAAUAAGUAAAAACAAAUUCUUUUUAAUAUGA